AUGGCAUCCACAUCGUCGGUGGGAGCGGCGUCGCUCGCGAGUGCGUCGUCCGCAGCCGCCUUCUACACGCGCUUCAUCCAGGCCACCGAUGCGCUUCGCACGCACAUCGGCGAUGCUGCGGAUACGGCUGCGCUGCAUGCGGCUCUGCAACGACUUGCGGCGCUCAACGCCGAGCUGACCGCAGCGGUGGAUAGCGGCGUGCUGCCCGCGCACGAUCAGGCGCUCCACAGGCGUGCGCUCGACGAAAUCACCGCAACGCUCGAUCAACGCAGGCGCGCCAUCCAGCCUGCCAAGACAGUGGGUGCAGGCUUUGCGUUUCGCCGCAAGCCUGCCAAACCCACACCAUCAGCACCACAGCCGACCAUUACAGCCACCGAGCCGACAUCCACGACAUCUGCAGAAGACACGGCAGAUGCAGAUCGUCUGGCCAUCACAUCGCUCUCCGACACGUCGUACAUCCCUCCACCGCAACAAGAAGCGGUACGACUUUCGAUUCACGUUUGCGGCGUGACCAAUUCGCUCGUCGACUUGCGCUCGCUCAAUGCCAGCGUAGUGUCGGUGCAGCUGCGCGACAUCAGCGACUCUAUCCUUCUCCUGCCGUGCAUCGAAGGCAGCGUGAUGGCGCACGACAUCGUACACUCGCUCGUGAGCAUUCCUUCCUGCCACCAAUUCCGCAUGCACACCUCGACGCGCGUAGCCGUGCAGCUCGCCACGAAACGAUCGAGCAUCGUCGCCAUCGAAGCGUGUCGCAACCUCGUCUUCGUUGCCGACCCGCACGCGCUCAAGGUGCAGGACUUUGACGAUCUCAUCGGCAGCCACCAGCUCGCCUCCUCCACAUCGCACGUCGCUGCAGCCUCUUGCAACUUUCGCACAGUGCAGGCUUCCAUAUCCAUCGACGCUCCGGGCGCAACACAGACGGUCGCGGAUCGAAUCGACGAGGCGCUCACCACGUUGGGUGGCUAG
Moesziomyces antarcticus is the source of this 963-nucleotide messenger RNA. Its product is annotated as TBCC-domain-containing protein. Bases 1 to 963 code for a protein of 320 amino acids. Gene Ontology annotation, biological process: tubulin complex assembly; post-chaperonin tubulin folding pathway. The transcript has a single exon. The record is from RefSeq and is a predicted model, not a curated record. NCBI's taxonomy places the organism in Eukaryota, Fungi, Basidiomycota, Ustilaginomycetes, Ustilaginales, Ustilaginaceae. Gene Ontology annotation, cellular component: cytoplasm.